Amyelois transitella is the source of this 2258-nucleotide messenger RNA. RefSeq names its product serum response factor homolog A. Lineage: Eukaryota; Metazoa; Arthropoda; Insecta; Lepidoptera; Pyralidae. Bases 76 to 1833 code for a protein of 585 amino acids. The record is from RefSeq and is a predicted model, not a curated record. The transcript has 2 exons.
UUUAGCGUGAGUGCCGGUGCGCACGCGACUCUCGUCAGGAGACCUAGUGUCACCAGUGAAUAUCACCACGACACAAUGCGCCCAGUGGCGUUAGUUCUUGUCGCUCUCAUCUCUCUGGGAGUGGCGCAGGACAACAUAACAGAUGGAAUUGACGAUAAAAUUAAUACUGUUGAAUCAAAGUCGUCAGUAAGGUUAGAUCCCUAUAUCCGAAAAGCAUUAUUGAAAGCUCUGAGCGAACUUGAACAAAGUGAAACGUCUACGAUAAAUGACGAUAUUUCUGAGACUUCUACAAUAAAUGCUGAGGAAAUUGCAAAAACUUUGCAACCACCAUUUCCAAACGAAGAAAUAAAAAUACAUUCAUUUGUAGUAAAUGGUCAGGCUGCAUUUGCUAAUAGUACCAAUAUAACACCGACAAUUAUUGAUAACAAAAUAUCGAUAUUAAGUACGACAGCAGGUAAUGUCGAAAACUACGUAACAGCAACACUGCCGACACAAACACCAUUCAAUGAAAUAUUUCAAACUAGAGAAAGUGGUGUAAAUUUUCAACAAGUAAGAAGUGUGAAAACGAUGUCAAGUCAAGAAUCAAAAAAUGCUCUUAUUAAAGAAACUACUUUCAAACCAGCUCCUACAACCACUACAACAACGACAACAACGACGACGACCACUACGACGCCGAAACCAACCCACAAUGAUGACGGAGAAAAUAUAGAAGAGGUCGACAAACGUGAUGUUCAAGUAUUUCAAGCACCCUUAGUAGCAGCUUUCACAGUUCAUCAAGAUGCCCAAGGUUUACCUAAAAAAGUAAUUCCAAUAUAUCAACAAACAACUGUUCAAGAAACUUUAAGACCCCAGCCUGCAACCAAUUUUGCAACUGGUGUGCUGCCACCUCAAGUUAAUGGAAAUACAAGUCCAUCUUUUCCUAUUGCUAAUCAAAUUCCGCCGUCAGAUUUCGUUAGUCAGCAGUUAGCCUUGCAAAGACAAUUAGAAGAAAAGCAACGAAUUCUCGAAGAACAACUUCGCUUAUUGCAACUGCAACAAAGACAGCAGGAAGAAUUAUUAAGAAAACAACAAUUGCUGUUACAACAAAAGGAAGCUCAACGUCAGCAACAACUUCUUUUUGAACAAGAUCAACUCAAAAGGCAGAAUAUUUUCUCUGAACAGCAGAAAGGACCAAUAAAUGCCAACAAUAAUAUUCAAGUGCAAGGUUUACCAAAACCAAAUCACCAAAACCAGUUUCUAAAUAAUGGACUUAAACAACAGAACUCUCAGAUUUCUAUAUUGCCCAGUGUUCCAAUAAUAGAAACCUCUCAAACAGUCACAAGCCAGCAACAAUUGCCCAAUCGAGAAGCUGUAGAUUUUCUAUUGCACUUACGUAAUCAACAGCCUGAACAAUUUCCUUUACAAGAAAAUCACCUUCCACAGGGUAUAAGUAACUUUUUACAACCAAAUUCUAUAAAUUUUCAUCAAGGACCUAAUGUUAAUCAAGUUAGGGGUGUGGACCAAUUCGGACAAAAGCAAGGUAAUCGCGUAUUUCGUCAGGAAAACGGUGUCGGUAAUUUUGGUUUAAAUAAUCAAAACCAAAAUUAUAAUAGAUUUAAUACAUUCAGCCCUCUUCAUACCAACCGUUUCUUCCCGAAUAAUAGAUUUAAUCAAUUUAGUCCAGAUGCUGAACUAAAGCAACUAUUAUAUCAAACGGGAUUGAAUACAAGAAGUCAAGAGGAUUUGAAUAUUGUAUCCAAGGUGUUAUCAUUAAAUCAUGGCAUCCCUCUAAACAAUAUCGUCUCUAAUAAACUUCAAUUCGAUAGCAGAAGGAAUGUAAGGACGCCCUUAUAGAAAUACUAACAAAUAAAAAAUAUACUUAGGGGCGGAAAAAAUAUUUCAAGGAUUAUUAUUCUCAACCUCAACAAUUUAUUUUACUUUUAGUACAUAAUCAAUUUCGUGCUGUAGAUGAGGAAUUAAUUCAAUUUAUGCCAUCUUAUCAACAUAGCUUUCAAUAGAUAUGGUAACCAAAGAAUCAAUGUCAAGGAUAUAACUCUAACGACGCGUUUACCUUACUGCCUUAUUUUUAGAUUAAAGGAGAAAAUUAAGGAUUAUUUAUUUUAUCUUUAUGAACUGCCAUAAGUAGUAAAAAUUAGAAACGAAGCCCAAAAAGUAAAUUGAAUCAUGCUACGGUAAUCGAAUGCAUACAUAUAUUGCAACGGUAGUUACCGUGAUUACUUUCUUAAAUUUUACUUGAAUACAACAUUAUGCCUGCAGUC